GCGCAGCAUCGGCCCGCGUCGACGAGGCAGCGCGGAGCUCCGGGGGAGUGUCGGCGGCCAGUGUGAUAUCGCCACUUGGCUGAUACGGAAUAACCGCUGGCGUUCGUGGUCGGACGGAUGGCGGCGGUCGGGCGAGGACGUGCGGUUUCCCUCCGCGUCAUGCAUUGCAAAACGUGGAAUAAAUAAUAAGCGGGAGAAUGGUGCAAUCAUGAUUCAACUUGGAAACGAUCCUGAGGAAGAUUCAGCAGCUCGGCUGUCCUGUAUAUACCGUAUACAACGGUGACACAGCUCGUAUAUAGAUACAAAUCACUAUCAUGGAUAUACAGAAGAAAUUUCUGUGCCCCCGACUGGUGGAUUACCUCGCCAUUGUAGGGGCCAGAGUGCCCUCUGCCUCUCGUCAGCCCGUCCAGGUCCCAGAGUUGUUACGCAGAUAUCCAGUGGAGGACCACAAGGACUUUCCCCUGCCUCUGGAUAUGGUGUACUUCUGCCAACCGGAAGGUUGCAGCAGCGUGGGACCAAAACGCACGGCCUUACGAGAGGCAACAUCCUUUACUUUCACUCUCACCGACAAAGAUUCAGGGAAAACUCGUUAUGGGAUCUGCGUGAAUUUCUACCGACCUAUGGAAAGAGCGGGUCUCGCAGCUGGCGCGGGCAUCUCGCUCAAGAGAGAGAAGUACAACACCACGUUCCGAAGAGAGAGUUGGAGGAAGAGCAUGGAGAGAAGCACGGAUUCUGCAUUUUCUAGCGACUAUAGGAGCAGUGCAGUGGGUCCUAGUGACUCUGACAGAGAUUGCUCCAGCAGCAGAAGAGACUCAGACACCCCGCAGGUCCCUCACGCCCCGAGAUUGGAUAUCAUCGCGCCGAGCGGAGACAGCGAGAGCGGCGGCAGUCAUUCUCCGUCGCCGCGAGCGUCUCGAAGACGUCAGAGAGUUCGCAAUCACUCCUUGACUUCGUUGUGCAUUAUUUCGCAUCAUCCGUUUUUCUCGAUGUUCCGGGAAUGCCUUUUCGUUUUGAAAAAGAUUAUUGACGCGUGCAACGAAAGCUUCUCACCACAGAAGGUAGGAGCUUCUCGGCAAACCAACAGGGACACGGUGUGGAGUGUACUGACGGGCCAGGCUUUGGAAGGCACGCCGUCUAUCGUACUUCACGACGUACGCGAGAUAGAGACGUGGAUACUGCGUCUGCUCAGCAGUCCUGUGCCGGUCCCGGCAAAGACGCGCGUCGAGGUCGAGAUAAUUUCGUCAAGUAUGCAACCACCAUUAUGCUUCGCUCUGCCGGACCACACUAGAUUUUCUCUGGUUGAUUUCCCUUUGCAUCUUCCAUUGGAGCUUCUCGGCGUUGAUAUAUGUCUAAAAGUUCUCACGCUAAUCUUGCUGGAGAACAAGAUUGUUCUUCAAUCCCGAGAUUACAAUGCUCUGUCUAUGUCGGUUAUGGCGUUCGUUACGAUGAUUUAUCCUUUGGAGUAUAUGUUCCCGGCGAUACCAUUGCUACCAACGUGCAUGAGCUGUGCGGAGCAGUUGCUGCUCGCGCCGACGCCCUUCGUGAUCGGAAUACCCGCUUCUUUUCUGUUGUAUAAAAAGAAUUUUAAAAUGCCUGACGACAUUUGGCUGGUGGACCUAGAUAGCAAUAAAAUCACGGCGCCCAGUGGUGUAAACGACAGUUUGCCGCCGUUGCCGGAACCGGAGGGUACCAUUCUAAAGAAUCAUCUGAAACAGGCAAUGCAACUGAUGGAUCAAGUUGGCUCUAGUGCUAUGGCGAGUAUGUCGGGCCCUCCUCUACCUUCGCAAGACAUCACGCCGCGUCUCUCUUUUCAGCCGCCGAGUAGAAGAGAAAGCGCGGUAUCUCAUCAUACGAACUUAACUGUAGCUCCUACCAAGCAUAGACCGAGCAUCGAUCAGUGCGCACAUAUUCAACACAGCCCGUUGAAUUCGCCGGGCAUGAGUACGUCGAGUCCAAUUCGUCGGCCGUCGACGUCGCAGUCAAUCGGGCCCGGAAGCGGGCCGUAUCCGCCGAAGACCGCGAUCGGGCAAAAUUCAACGGCGCCCUUCAAUCCUUUCAUCUACGGGAACGACGUGGAUUCGGUGGAUAUCGCCACGCGGGUAGCUAUGGUGCGCUUCUUUAACUCGCAAAAUCUGCUGGCCAACUUCACUGAGCACACGAGGACCCUGAGGCUGUACCCCAGGCCGGUGGUGGCCUUCCAGAUCAAUUCGUUUCUUCGCUCGCGACCCCGGGCGAGCAGUUUCCUGAAUAAAUUCGCGCGCACGCAGGCGGUCGAGUUCCUGGCGGAGUGGUCGCUCACACCGAGCAACGUGGCCUUCCUCCGGGUGCAGACGGGGGUAUUUGAUCCGACGCAGAUUGGCGACAAGCCGCGCUGGUACGCGAGCAAUCUCGAGCCGAUCUACUUUCCUGUCUGGGACUCCGGUAGCUCGCUGGCGAACGCUCUGAAAGCGAUGAAAGAGCUCGAAAGUCAGCCUACGGACGAGAGCGGUUCUGAUUCCGAGGGCGCCGAGAGCACGAGCUCUUCUUACUCUUCUUUGAGCGACUUUGUCUCCGAGAUGGCCUCAUCCGAUCUGUCGCCGGGUUAUAAUUGUCCGCAAAUAAGUCAACCCCAACAAAUGUCGCUCUCGGUGGAUCCGAAAAACGUUUACAAUCCUCCGAGUUCCUUGCAAUAUCCGGGAGUGGAGGAGGACUCGCCGGCACGGCCUGAGAGCCCACCGAGUACUUCUUCUAGUCACAGCGAUCUCAGUAGCCCGAGCUUUAACAGGGAUUCCGAGCUCGAAUUAAAUCCGAAAAUUCAUGAGGGUUCACAGUCCACUAACGAUAAAGAGGAGGGUGGUAGCUUUGAGUCAGACUCCGCGUCGACAAUAACACCGCGCACAAUCCUGAGCGCACAAAGUUCGGUAGGACAGUUUGGGAUAAACGUGGGAUCUUUAGGCACUCCUUCGCUCAACGACGUUGAACGUCCUGCGACCCCUCACAGGACCUCGCGUGUCAGUAGAUAUGUCACUCCUAUACCACCUACUGGACCAGGUCUACAACGCCAGCCGAGCGUCGGGAACGUCCUGGCAAGAGGCUCCAGCUUCAGCACCACCGGUGGUCCUCUGCUACCGCGACAGAUCAGCACCGCUGCCACUGAGCAUCAUCCUGAAGGAGCGCAGCUACAGCGUCAAGCGUCAGCGGGAAUAAUUGCGCAGAAACCGAACGACGGCACGGUGCAACGGCAGAACAGCGGGGGCAGCAACUCAAGCACCGGAAACGGUGUGCUCAGACAAGGUUCUCAGGGAUCUUUGUUCGAGCAGAUCGCUAGCCAGGCGAAAGAUUUAGUACGCGAGACCACCAGACAGAGCAGCCAAGACGGGCUCCUUGCGCAAAUGGACAAGCUCAAGCAUCAGGCAAAAGAAAAGAUAACAGAGGCUGGCGAGGAUAGUCUAUUCGCACCGUUGGAGCAGUUAACACAACAAACUAAGAAAGCCAUGGGCGAGGCCAGCAAAUCGGUGCAAGAAGCGUCGAAAACUGCGCUAGAGGCAAGCAAAACCGCAGCGGGCGUCAGUAAAAAUACACUAGACGAUUUGACAUACGUCGGUAAGAGUACACUGGGAGACUUAACAAAAAGUGCCAAAGAAGUCGCUACAAAAAAGGGCUUGCUCAAGAGUCUUGGCGAAACGCAACAAUCACCAGUGCACACGCCACCGUCUCCUAAUAUGACGCAGCGAAAGGAUUCGAUCAGUAAUCAGUUGGUCGCAUCAGACACACGUGGUGGUGUCGGACGAGAUUUUUUCAGCAAUAUCAGUAGCGAUUUAAACGGUUUCGCCGCGCAGACGAGCAGUAUGUUCAGCGAUUUAUUUGGUAGUAAAAAUAAUUCCAAUAGGAGUAGCAGCUUCUUCCCGCAGAAUCAGAAAUCGAAGGAAAAAACUCAGAUUCUAGGGCCAUUCCCUAAAGGAAAAACGGGGUUGGUGGAACGUUCCUCAUUGAUAAAACAUUCCUCGCAUAAAGUUAAUCAAGAAGAUGCGCAAAGAAUACAAAAUGCCGAACGUUCCAGUACAAACAGCGACAAUCAAGCUUUCUUGAACGAUGUGGUGACACAAGUGUUGGCAGGAGAAGGCGUCGGCUGGCUCAAACUGAACAGACUGAAGAAGCUAAUGGAGGAUGAAAAUUAUCGAGAUUUGGUCGUGACGAAGUUGAAUAAAGGUCUCAAUAGAAAGAUUAGUCCGGACGACCACAUUGAUGAUGUGGCUAUACCGAAACCCGUGUACAAGGGAAUGUUAAAGUGCCUUCAAGCAGUUACGUAUGGUCUUGCGCAUACGUAUAAUAAUUUCGGGCUAGGCGGAAUGGCUUCUGUCUUCCAACUGAUGGAAAUUGCUCAUACGCAUUACUGGAGCAAAGAUCUAUCCGAAGGUGGUUUCGAUAGCUCAUUGAUGUCGCAGGCAUCUAGCCCAUUCGGCAGUAGAGAGAAUUUAAAAUCCCCACAAUCUCCAAAUCAGCCAGACUUCACGGAUACUACGCAAAAAUUGGAUCUGCCGCAAGUGCAUUUGGAUAUGCCGCACAUACAAGCACCAGCAACAGGAGAUACAAGCCAAUCGACAACGGACAUGUUUCUAGACAUGUUCACGAAGAAAGGGAAAUUUCUGAGCAAGCUCACUUCGUUUGAUUCCGAGAGUGGGCGGGGUGGUGGAACGGGGAGCAGCGAAGCUUUAUCCACAGACGGAGGUAGCAUUAUCACUAAUCCUGCUUUUCGGCAAGCGCACCAAGCUUCUUUCCGAAGCACUGUGUCUGAUAGCGAGGUCGAGCAAGGCAAUUUUCCUCGGCAAGGUAAACAGCGCUCCGGCAGCGUUUGGUCCAGCAAGUCGUCUUUGAGCACCGGAUUCCGAUACCACGGUGGAAGUUUAAUACCCACCACAACGCAACCGAGUCCGGAAGCCGCGAGAACGUAUCUCUUCGAAGGUCUGCUGGGGAAGGAGAGAUCCCCUCUGUGGGACCAAAUGCAAUUCUGGGAGGAUGCCUUCUUAGACGCCGUCUCGCAGGAGCGCGACAUGAUGGGCAUGGAUCAAGGACCUGGGGAAAUGAUGGAAAGAUAUAAGAGUUUGAGCGAAAGCGAGAGACGACGGUUAGAGCACGACGAGGACAGACUUCUGUGCACUCUGCUGCACAAUCUUACCGCUAUCUUGGUGAUGCUGAACGUCGACAAGAACGAACUGAAGCGGAAAGUGCGAAGGUUACUAGGCAAAAGUCACAUCGGCCUCAUCUACAGUCAUGAAUUGAAUCAACUGCUCGAUCAAAUCAAUAAUCUCCACGGAAACGACAUCGAUUUGAAGCCCCUGACGUCACGACAAAUGCAUCGACAGUCGUUUACCGUGCAUUCCGGGGUCGACGCCGAGGGUGAUCUACGGUUCCUCGAGGUCCGCCACGACGGUCUCGUGCUGAGAUCAGUGAAUGGCGUGAUAGUCGAACGCUGGUGGUACGAGCGCGUAGUCAAUAUGACAUAUAGUCCGAAGAAUAAAGUCUUAUGCUUAUGGAGGAGAAGCGGCGGCGACACCGAGUUACAUAAAUAUUAUACAAAGAAGUGCAAAGAUCUGUACUAUUGCAUAAAAGAUGCUAUGGAGAAAGCCGCGGCUCGCGGGCGAGGCGCGAAUGUGGGCAUUGAACUCGGUGGUGAAUUCCCGGUGCAGGACAUGCGAACAGGCGAGGGCGGGCUUCUACAAGUUUGCAUGGAAGGCGUCGGUCUACUCUUCGCGAAUAGCAAGGAUUUCGAGUUUUUUGUAAGACUCGAUCAUAUCCGCAAGUGCUUUACUCAAAAGGAUGGAAUCUUUGUUUUGGAAGAAUUCAAUCCUAAAACUAGACAAGUAAUUCAACGUAAAUAUAAGUCACAAAUGGCGUCUGAGAUCUGCUACGCUGUUCUCUGCGUAUUUUCUUAUGUGGCGGCUGGAUCGGAGCAACGAAAACAACAUGGCCAGCAACCGCCGCAACAACAGCAACACGGUGCACUACAACAUAGUACAUUACAACCACAUCAACAACGUCAGCAGCAGCAGCAACACCAACAGCAGCAGCAUCAGCCGCAACAGCAACACCAGCACCACCAGCAACAGCAACAGCAACACCAGCACCACCAGCAACAGCACCACCAGCAACAGCACCACCAGCAACAGCAACACCAGCAGUCUCGAUACCACUAUCAACAACACAGACAGGAACAACCGCAAUCGAGUAACGUAACGCCGCAGAUGCAAGCACAUAGAAACACGCAACUGGAUCCCUAUCCUCGUCAACACUGACACAAACAAAGACACUCGCUUCCGUUCGUGGGCAUCCACAAUAAGAAUAGCUGUGCCCCUUACGCUUGUCUACCUUGGGUAUAAGUGUACGAUUUCUCUUUAUCUUCCUCUCUCUAUCUAUCUCUUUUUUCUCUCUAAAUAUUUAUUUAAAAAUUCAUCCCACGUCGGGGAUACAUGUAUAUGGGCAAAGUAAUGGCGACAAGUACCCUUCAUUUUCGCAGAAGCAUUUCUUUCCGAAUAAACGCGCCGCAUCAACGUUACUUCUAAUUGGAAUUCAAAAAAGGCCGUCAAAAGUCGUAAUAACUGAGAGCAACGUCUGCCCUUAGCUUAGACGAUUAUUGCGUUAGCAUCGGGCUGACGGCGCGGACACAUUUCCUUUCGGACUUUUUACUCGGAGUGAUGUAGUCUCGCGUUAAUGUGAUAGGUAAUCGUAUUCUUCUAUUCGUACUUACACGUAGAUAUACGUGUACGUGUGUCACCCAAAGCAAUUAAAUACAAUAAAUAUUCGUAUAAUUGGAGAUACAAUUUUAUAUGAUACGCGCCGCGUACAGAGAGAUCGUAACUGUGAUUGUUCGCGAUGUGGAAGAGCAAAGAUUUAUUUUACCUCGAGUGUGUAGUAGAAGUAGGUAGCGAGUCGAGUCGGUAUCGUUGGUAAACGCCGAAUUACCAAAUCUUCGCUGGUUCUUCUUAGUUGUCGCUGUCGGAAUUACGUCUGUCGUGUUCUUAUAGACAUUCGGACCUUGCGCGAUGAAAGUGCAAAUUACGUAGGCGACGAGACAGGUGUCUUGGUCUUCGUUCGCUAUCUUCCUCUCCUUUGCGUCUGCAGUGAAAAUUUAACCGAUGACUUUAUAUCUCAUUUCAUUUCGGUCGCAUACGCGAAGUGUUAGCGAAACUGUCGUGUGUAGAAUGUAUAGAAACACGUACUGUCGUUUAUCGUAUGUUCCACGAGCAAACACGUGGUGGUUAUUAUUUUGUACGGCCGCGAAUUAGAUGAAAGAACAAACUCUCUCCGAUAGCGUAGAGCAUGUUAGGGUACAUGUGAUGUCCCAAAAAUGAUUAGGCAUUAUAUGCGAUAUAAUGUAAUAACUGUACAAUAUCCUCGAAACCAAACUAAAAAAAGACAACGUCUUUGGGAAUGCUGUAAAUUUACAUCCUGCGUUUUUCCUACGACUUGUACGUACUUAGUUAAGCACGACAUCGGAAAGUUAUAAUAGCUAGAUCACGGUAGUGUCCAGACCGCGAUAGUCUGAGUCUCGUCGGCACUAAGUGCAAAAAGAAAAAAAACGAAGAAGAAAUACUCGUUGCGUUUUCUUUGCCGUCUAUUACUCGACAUUUCUUACGUUGAUACGCGUUAAUGUAAAAAAAAAAAAAAAAAAAAA
Molecule: messenger RNA, 7651 nt
Organism: Odontomachus brunneus
Lineage: Eukaryota; Metazoa; Arthropoda; Insecta; Hymenoptera; Formicidae
Gene: Rab3-GEF
Product: MAP kinase-activating death domain protein
Exons: 33
Coding region: 315-6272 (1985 amino acids)
Biological process (GO): regulation of Rab protein signal transduction; regulation of apoptotic process
Cellular component (GO): cytosol
Molecular function (GO): guanyl-nucleotide exchange factor activity
Source: RefSeq, a predicted model, not a curated record